GUAUAUUAGAAAAGCGCUCUCCACAAUCAAGAAUCUUGUCAUCGCACCACAGAUAUAACCUAUUUCCAAGUCUCUAGGAUUUCAUUCAAAGCUGCCCAGAAGCUAGGUAUACAUAAUAUCUCGCCUAGUGAAGAACCUGAUUAUCCUUGACGUGAGGACAAUGAUGAACGGCCAACUUUUCCCUAACUCCCCCUCUCCACCCUCAAGCACAUCUCCAGCAUGUGGCGGUAGAGGAUUCGACGUGAUACUUGGCACCGCAUCAGGCGACAUGCUGCAUGAAUCAGUCAAACUUGAUGCUCCAUUGGGAACGUAUAUCGAUGUAGGAAGGGUUGAUGCCCAGAACUCCAUGUCGAUCGGUCUAGAGCCUUUUCAGAAAUGUGCGACCUUUACGUCCUUUGGUAUAAAAGAUGUUGUCGAUGCUGAUCCGGAAAUAGUUCGAGGCCUCUCAAAAUCAGUAGAUUCCUAUUAUCUAAAGGGUCUCAUCAGUCCUGUCCUACCUAUGACAGCUUCGGAUAUCUCAGCCCUCGACCAAACUCUGCUUGGGUUCUCCAAAUGCACUCAUAUUGGGAAACUAGUUAUCACCUUCCAACAACCAGGCGCGCUUAUUAGAAGAGUGCCGGCCGUCCCUAGGGUUGUUUUCAACAACAAUGCUUGCUACUUGGUCACUGGAGGGCAUGGGAGGCCUUGGUAGAAGCAUAGUUCGAUGGAUGGCAGAACGUGGUGCCCGCCAAUUCCUCAUCCUCUCGAGGAGCGGAAUCAGCACACCCCAAGCGCGGCGGUUAGUAUGUGAACUGGAGCUUAUGGGAGUCACAGUUCAUGCUGCCAAAUGUGAUAUCAGUGUUGCCGAGGAAGUAUCGUCAAUUGUGGCAAAGUACUCACAAAAGCUCACCAUCAAAGGCGUCGUUCACGCUGCUGUCUCUCUCCAAGACCUGUCUUUCGACAAACUCACAGUGGAGCAAUGGAGAGCAGGCCUAGCAGCUAAGGUUCAAGGAGCCAUCAAUCUGCAUGAAAGUACCAAAGCUCUGUCACUUGACUGUUUCGUCAUAAUCACAUCACUGGUAUCUGUGUUGGCGCUCGCUACCCAGAGCGCUUAUACAGCAGCCAGCAACUUCCAGGAAAUGUCUGCCCGUUAUCGACGGAGACUUGGCUUAAAGGCCUCUACUAUAUCCUGUGGAUUGGUCACAAAUGUAGGACAGUUCAGUACUGACGACACGGCGCGGGCACUCAUGGCUCGUAACAGGGUUCUCGGCAUGGCGGAGUACGAGUUCUUGCGGCUGCUGGAGCUAGCCUUCAUCAAUGACUGUUUUGGCUCUGCUGACGAUGAGGCAGAAGGAAGCUUGGUACGGUGUUCAGGACGACCCUCUCUCAGGUGCUGGUAUCAUCACUUGUCUCGAUCCGCAUGGUAUGGCUGAUGAAAGACGAGAGGCAGGAUAUGCCAGACAGGGUGGUGUUGCAGACCCUAUUCCGCGCUGGUACAGCGAUCCGCGAGUGGUUCAAAUAAUGUGCGCUGUCAGUGACGCCGAGAGGCAUCAGGAGGACAGUAAUUUGAAUGAACGUACGGGAAGACAUGAGGAUAUGCAACUUAAUUCUAGUUUUGGCGAGUUAACCGCAAAGGGCCCGGAGAAUCGCAUCGGCAUUGAAACUAUGGUCACCAAC
Molecule: messenger RNA, 1656 nt
Organism: Hypoxylon fragiforme
Lineage: Eukaryota; Fungi; Ascomycota; Sordariomycetes; Xylariales; Hypoxylaceae
Product: KR domain-containing protein
Exons: 1
Coding region: 648-1412 (254 amino acids)
Biological process (GO): fatty acid biosynthetic process; secondary metabolite biosynthetic process
Molecular function (GO): fatty acid synthase activity
Source: RefSeq, a predicted model, not a curated record